Molecule: messenger RNA, 2800 nt
Organism: Neomonachus schauinslandi (Hawaiian monk seal)
Lineage: Eukaryota; Metazoa; Chordata; Mammalia; Carnivora; Phocidae
Gene: SOAT1
Product: sterol O-acyltransferase 1
Exons: 16
Coding region: 167-1819 (550 amino acids)
Biological process (GO): cholesterol efflux; cholesterol homeostasis; cholesterol metabolic process
Cellular component (GO): endoplasmic reticulum membrane
Molecular function (GO): cholesterol O-acyltransferase activity; fatty-acyl-CoA binding; cholesterol binding
Source: RefSeq, a predicted model, not a curated record
GAGUGGGGAGCUUUACCUUCGCUGGCUGCGGGGCUGGCUGCGCUGCUGGCUUUGGGCACCUGGAGAGCUUCCCGACGCCCACCUUUUUACCAGCCGCGCCGUGGGGUCUACCCGGCUUUGCCUUUCUUGACUAGGUCCGUGCUGCCGGGCUCCGGCCCCAGAUAACAUGAUGGUGGGUGAAGAGAAGACGUCUCUAAGAAAACGGCUGUCAAAGUCCAGGGAAAAUUCAGAGGAAAGGCAAGACCAGAGAAGCCCUUCAAAGGAGUCCCUAGAGACACCUAGUAAUGGUAGGAUUAACCUAAAACAGUUGAUGGCAAAGAAGAUACAGUUGACAGCAGAGGCAGAGGAAUUGAAGCCAUUUUUUAUGAAGGAAGUUGGCAGUCACUUUGAUGAUUUUGUGACCAAUCUCAUUGAAAAAUCAGCAUCAUUAGACAAUGGUGGGUGUGCUAUCACAAGCUUUUCUGUUCUUGAAGGAGAGAACAACCACAGAGCUAAAGAUUUGAGAGCACCUCCAGAACAUGGAAAGAUUUUUGUUUUAAGGCAGUCUCUCUUAGAUGAGCUGUUUGAGGUGGACCACAUCAGAACAAUAUAUCACAUGUUUAUUGCCCUCCUCAUUCUCUUUAUCCUCAGCACACUUGUUGUAGAUUACAUUGAUGAAGGAAGGCUGGUGCUUGAGUUCAAUCUCUUGUCUUACGCUUUUGGCAAACUUCCCAUUGUUAUGUGGACAUGGUGGACUAUGUUCUUGAGUACACUUUUAGUUCCCUAUUUCCUCUUCCAACGUUGGGCCAGCGGCUACAGCAAGAGUUCUCAUCCAGUGGUCUAUUCUCUCUUCCAUUGCUUCCUUUUCACGGUCUUCCAGAUUGGAGUUCUAGGUUUGGGACCAACAUACGUUGUAUUAGCAUAUACCCUACCACCAGCUUCCCGCUGCAUUGUUAUACUUGAACAGAUUCGUUUCAUAAUGAAGUCCUAUUCAUUUGUCAGAGAGAAUGUGCCUCGGGUAAUAAAUUCAGCUAAGGAGAAAUCAAAGACGAUUCCAGUACCCACAGUCAACCAGUACUUGUACUUUUUGUUUGCACCUACCCUCAUCUACCGUGACAACUAUCCCAGGACUCCCACUGUAAGGUGGGGUUAUGUUGCUGUGCAGUUUUUACAGGUUUUUGGUUGCUUUUUUUAUGUGUACUACAUCUUUGAAAGGCUCUGUGCCCCCUUGUUUCGGAAUAUCAAACAGGAGCCCUUCAGCGCUCGUGUUCUGGUCCUGUGUGUAUUUAACUCCAUCUUGCCAGGUGUGCUGAUUCUGUUUCUCAUGUUUUUUGCCUUUUUGCACUGCUGGCUCAAUGCCUUUGCUGAGAUGUUACGCUUUGGUGACAGGAUGUUUUAUAAGGAUUGGUGGAACUCUACAUCAUACUCUAACUAUUACAGGACCUGGAAUGUGGUGGUUCAUGACUGGUUGUAUUACUAUGCUUACAAGGACUUUCUCUGGUUUUUCACUAAGAGAUUCAAGUGGGCUGCCAUGUUAGCGGUCUUUGCUGUUUCUGCCAUAGUGCAUGAAUAUGCCCUGGCUGUUUGCUUGAGCUUUUUCUAUCCAGUGCUUUUCGUGCUCUUCAUGUUCUUUGGAAUGGCUUUCAACUUCAUUGUCAAUGACAGUCGGAAAAGGCCAAUUUGGAACGUUAUGAUGUGGACUUCCCUUUUCGCGGGCCAUGGAGUCAUCCUGUGCUUUUAUUCCCAAGAGUGGUAUGCACGUCAGCAUUGUCCUCUCAAAAAUCCCACAUUUCUGGAUUAUAUCCGGCCACGUUCCUGGACUUGUCGUUACGUGUUUUAGAAGCUUGAACUUUGUUUCAUUCCUUGACACUGAAGAUGGGUAUUCUGCCUGAUCUGGGGCCAGCAUCUGUUUCCAGCUGUUACUGAAGUUAUCUGUGGUAUUUGGAUCACUCUGCACUUGACAGAUGGCUUGCUCCAUUCCUCCGUUAGCUGAGAUGUUGCAAGUUUACUGGAAUCUUGUGCACUUAAAGUAGUACUUUUUUUUUUUUUUUUUACCUUUUUGGGAGAAGGGAGACUUAUAUAGCUGACAUAAUGACAGAUUUUUGCUGGGUUUUUGUUUUUUGACUCCCAUCUAAACAUUGUGACUAAACAGCAUGUUUCCUUGGCCACUGACUUAGCCAAAACACUUAUGAAGAAAUCAUUUAAAUAUUUCAGGCUUAGAAAUUUUUUUCAGGCACACUGUUGGAAUGUAUGCUAAUUAACUAUGUACUUAGGAAAGAAAAGAAAAUAAUGUGGAACAUUUUGUUAUCUCUAGUAGAGCGAAAAUCUCUCAUUUCCAGAGAUAAUCUCGUUAUACAUCCUAAUGGUAUUUUUUUUUGGAAAGAAGUUCAGUUCUACUCAAUUUUUACCUUGUUUUCUCUAUAAAGUGUAGGUCAUGAUUUUUGUGAAGCAAGAUUAUACCUUUCACCUUGAAUUCUUGAGUUUAUAUCCGAAAUCUUACAUAGUGAGGGAACAGAAAGAAGUGGCACAGGACAAAGAAAAGACAUUUCCUUUUACAACUUCCAAAGUAAUUUUUAAAAAAGACUUGCUGAGCCAAUCGUAUGUUUAAAUUAUUUUAUCGUGGAACUUAUGUGGAGGAUAACUUUUUUUUGCUGUUUAAACUUUAAUAACUUUUGGGAAGUUAUUUAGAAGUACCCUUUGGUAAACUUAUUGUUUAAUAAAUACUGACUUGAAAUAGUUGGCAGGCUAGUAAGUCUGUAACAUAUAAGUAUUAAUCACCUCCAGUAAUAUUAAAGUGAUUUUUAAAGAUCCAGAAGCUGGC